CUCCCUCCGUUCCUCACGGCUCUCCGGACUCGCCCCGCGGCUGGCCGUGCUGAGUUUCGUUCUCUGGCCGGCAAAGAAGCGAUUUUUUUGUGCUUUCUGGACGGAUCCCGGCCGGAGAAGGGACCGAAUUUCCACGACCUCGACCGCCGGCUGCUCCUCUGCUGGGCUCUCCGUGCGCAAGAAGAGCCUACCAAGGUGAAUCCGGAGAUUUGAGCUCCGGGCCCGCCUCAUGGAGUCCAUGGCGCAGGAAAGGGACGCGUUGGAUUCACCUGCCUUGUCGAUUGACAAAAGGCUGCGGUCGGAUGCUGUCGAAUCACCCCUGGUGGAUGAUGCAACGCAACCCAAGGAGGGGGCGGACGGUUACCCUGUCAAGGUUCGGAAGCCUUACACGAUCACGAAGCAGCGAGAGAAGUGGACAGAGGAAGAGCAUGGGAAGUUCCUGGAGGCACUGAAGCUCUAUGGUCGGUCUUGGCGCCAGAUACAAGAACACAUUGGCACAAAGACUGCUGUCCAGAUUCGGAGCCAUGCUCAGAAGUUUUUCUCCAAGGUCGUGCGUGAACCUGGGGCCAGUAAUUCAAUUGAGAUCCCACCCCCUAGGCCAAAGAGAAAACCACUGCACCCAUACCCUCGCAAGUGUGCCGACUCCACCGUGACAAAUGCUCCAAUGGGCGAACCGAAGAAUGCUCCUGUUUCAUCACCAUCUGGUUCUGACCAAGAGAAUGGUUCGCCUGUCUCGGUGUUAUCUGCAAUGCAGUCGGAUGCUUUUGGUUCAUCAAUAUCAAACCCAUCAACUGGGGGCACGUCUCCUGCGUCAUCAGAUGAUGGGAAUAAUGUCCCUGAGAUAGUGAAUGGGGAGGAAAAUUUGCUCACUCAGCAAAUAGAAGACCGAUCCCAUCAGGAAUCAAAGCAGGACAACAGUGAUGGUGAGCUGUCUGAAGAAGAUUCAUCACGAGUCCAAGAAACCAGUUUGAAGCUUUUUGGGAAGACAGUUAUCAUCCCAGACCCAAAGAAAGUCUGUUCCUCGGAUGGGGGAGCUGGAGAUGAUACACAAGAAGUGAUGCAAACAUCCUGGGUUGGAGGAGGGGUGGCAGCAUACCCUGCCCAUAACGGAUGGUUUCUUCCGUUCCAUUCUUUCCCUGCUCAUAUGUAUGAGUCAGGGGAUGCUAGGAUUUCCCCUCUUCAUAUGUGGUGGCCUUACUACGGUUUUCCGGCCGGCCAUCCAAGAGGGUUUGGCACAGGGCUGCUUAACGAAGGCGCCAUUGAGAGUGAUGCCGACAAUAGCCCAUCGGUUGAAACUAAUUCUGAUCGCACGGGCAAUGUUCAUGUUCAGACGACGACCCCUACCAUUCACAACAAUGCUGUCAAGGAGUCAGUUGGGCCAGUUGAGAUGCCAGAGUCGGGUCCGAGCAUUGAGCUGAAACCCAGCGCGAACUCGGCCUUUGUAAGAGUGAAGCCGAGCAGCAGCGUCAGCGGAGACCAAUCACUGGUAAGGGGGUUCGUGCCAUACAAAAGAUGUAAGGUCGAAUAACCCAACCCAACGACAUACCUGUCUGCUGCUAAUCUUACUGGAGAUUGAUUGAUCCUGAACAGUGUAGGGACUCGAGUGGCACACAUCCCUUGUUCCAGUGUGCCUGCCAUUUUUUGCCUGCAAAAUUGGCUGCUGGUGUAUGUGUAAUAUUGUCGUUUUACUGCCUGCAGCGGAAUGUAAGAUGCCGCAGGCUUGUUGCUGUCACCUAGGCGUAGACUGAACAGAUGUUGUGCAGGGAUCGCCGAUCUCUGCACCCUUAUGUUUGUUGUACGAGGAAAACCGGAUUCUGUUGAACUCUCGUGUUCAAAAAUUCAUUGAUUCCUGAUGGAAACUGAUUUGUAAAUGAACAUGGCAAUGCCGCCGGACAGGUUACAGUGUAUCCUGUAAGACCAAUUCUUUUGGUCCUUGAACAAUGGAAUGCAGACUAGGUUUUGGUCAUUCAAAGCAAGCUUUGGGUGUGAUGUUA
This is a messenger RNA of Zea mays, 1994 nucleotides long. RefSeq lists its product as uncharacterized. Lineage: Eukaryota; Viridiplantae; Streptophyta; Magnoliopsida; Poales; Poaceae. Gene Ontology annotation, molecular function: DNA binding. The record is from RefSeq and is marked provisional.